Messenger RNA from Emys orbicularis (European pond turtle), 768 nucleotides. Its product is annotated as trypsin-3-like. The record is from RefSeq and is a predicted model, not a curated record. Lineage: Eukaryota; Metazoa; Chordata; Testudines; Emydidae. Gene Ontology annotation, biological process: proteolysis. Bases 1 to 768 code for a protein of 255 amino acids. The transcript is spliced from 5 exons. Gene Ontology annotation, molecular function: serine-type endopeptidase activity.
AUGGAGCUGCUGAUCAUCGCGAUGCUGGUAGUCGGGGCAGCCGCAGACGCAGACUCAGACGGAGAACGGAUCGUUGGGGGGAGAGACUGCCGCAUUGGCUCCCGGCCCUACCAGGUGGCCCUCCUGAGGAACGGCCGCAUCUACUGUGGCGGGAGCCUGAUAGACCGCAAGUGGGUGCUAACUGCUGCGCACUGCCGCUCAGGGAUCGGCUCCCUGCAGGUGCAUCUGGGGGAUUAUAAUCUACGGGCGAAGGAAGGCACAGAACAGAUACGAAGAAUCCGCAAAUUCUUUGUGCAUCCAGGGUAUAACCUCCGCCGUUAUGACAAUGACUUCAUGCUUCUGGAGUUGGAUGCACCAGCUCAACUCAACAGCUACGUGAACACAAUCAACCUGGCUACCAGUUGUCCCUCUCCUGGAACACAAUGCGUCGUGUCAGGAUGGGGCACUAUCAGUUCCCCACGAAGGCUGUUCCCAAACACCAUGCGGUGUGCAGAUGUCUAUAGCGUCAGCCAGGACAGGUGCCAGGGCAGUUACGGGAGCAUAAUCACGGAGAACAUGUUCUGUGCUGGCAUGGAGCAGGGUGGCAUAGACUCAUGCCAGGGUGAUUCAGGAGGCCCACUGGUCUGCAACGGGCAGCUGCAGGGCGUGGUCUCCUGGGGGAUGUCCGUUUGUGCCCUGCCGGGACGGCCCGGCGUCUACGCCAAUGUCUGCAAAGCUGCCCAGUGGGUGAGGAGCACCAUAGGGAGGAAGUGCAUCGGAUCAGACUGA